Molecule: messenger RNA, 453 nt
Organism: Rosa chinensis
Lineage: Eukaryota; Viridiplantae; Streptophyta; Magnoliopsida; Rosales; Rosaceae
Product: DNA ligase 1-like
Exons: 2
Coding region: 1-453 (150 amino acids)
Molecular function (GO): calcium ion binding
Source: RefSeq, a predicted model, not a curated record
AUGGCUUACCUUAGGAGAGCGGAUUUGGACGGAGAUGGCAGGAUCAGCGGAGCUGAGGCCGUCGCUUCCUUUCAGGGCGCCAAUUUUCCCAAACUAGUUCUUGCUCAGGUGCAAAAGGGAGAUGUCACAACAAAAUCGAUGAGAAGAAAAGCUCCGGCACAUAGGAAAAAGUUUCCAAGCACAAGAGUAAAGAGACAAAAGCAGAAAAAAGUGGAACAAGAAAGGGAAGAAGAGGAGGAUGAAGAAGAGGAGGAAGAAGAUGAGAAGGAACAAGACAAGGGAGAAGAGGACAAUGACGUAGAGGAGGAGGAAGAAGAAGAUAACAAUGGAGCAAGAAACAAAGGCAAAGACCAGAAACAAUCAUAUUGCCAAUACAAGUGCAAUAUGAUUAUGAGUGCAGUAGCAGGAUUGGACAAGUGCAGUACCAGGAUUAGGCAAUGUCGAGUGCAGUAG